Macrobrachium nipponense is the source of this 831-nucleotide messenger RNA. RefSeq lists its product as uncharacterized. The record is from RefSeq and is a predicted model, not a curated record. The transcript is spliced from 2 exons. The coding region runs from base 1 to 831 and encodes 276 amino acids. Lineage: Eukaryota; Metazoa; Arthropoda; Malacostraca; Decapoda; Palaemonidae.
AUGGGCUGUGGCAGUAGUAAGAUACCUUGUGAGAAAGUAGACUGGAUAAAUGCAGAUCUUGGAAAUAUGGAUCGUAAAAUAAGAAAACUGAUCAUCAUCAAUAAGGCACUACAUCCAGGAACAAUGAGGUCUAGUUAUCAGACGGCCGUUUUAUUGAGGUCUAGUUAUCCGACGGCCGUUUUACUGAGAGCUAGUUAUCACACGGCCGUUUUACUGAGAGCUAGCUAUCACACGGCCGUUUUACUGAGAGCCAGUUAUCACACGGCCGUUUUACUGAGAGCUAGUUAUCACACGGCUGUUUUACUGAGAGCUAGUUAUCACACGGCCGUUUUACUGAGAGCUAGUUAUCAAACGGCCUUUUUACUGAGAGCUAGUUAUCGCACGGCCGGUUUAGUGAGGUCUAGUUAUCACACGGUCGUUUUAGUGAGGUCUAGUUAUCAGACGGCCGUUUUAUUGAGGUCUAGUUAUCCAACGGCCGUUUUACUGAGAGCUAGUUAUCACACGGCCGUUUUACUGAGAGCUAGUUAUCACACGGCCGUUUUACUGAGAGCCAGUUAUCACACGGCCGUUUUACUGAGAGCUAGUUAUCACACGGCGGUUUUACUGAGAGCUAGUUAUCACGCGGCCGUUUUACUGAGAGCUAUUUAUCACACGGCCGUUUUACUGAGAGCUAGUUAUCGCAUGGCUGGUUUAGUGAGGUCUAGUUAUCACAUGGUCGUUUUAGUGAGGUCUAGUUAUCACACGGCCGUUUUACUGAAAGCUAGUUAUCACAAGGCCGUUUUACUGAGAGCUAUUUAUAUUCUUUUACACGGCCGUUUUACUGAGAGCUAG